Molecule: messenger RNA, 2524 nt
Organism: Centropristis striata (black sea bass)
Lineage: Eukaryota; Metazoa; Chordata; Actinopteri; Perciformes; Serranidae
Product: E3 ubiquitin-protein ligase TRIM39-like
Exons: 8
Coding region: 63-1763 (566 amino acids)
Molecular function (GO): zinc ion binding; protein binding
Source: RefSeq, a predicted model, not a curated record
CCAGAGGGAGUGGUAUCAGUGAAAGCAGGAGGACUUUGGCUUCCCAACCAGAGUGCCGGUGUAUGCCUUUGCUACCUCAGAGGUCACGUUUCACAUUCAACGACAAGGUCAUGGCUUCCCCCAGCGUUCUCCUGUCAGAGGUGCAGUUUCAGUGUUGCAUCUGUCAGGAGGUUUUCUCUGAGCCUGUCUCCAUCCCCUGCGGUCACAGCUUCUGUUUCACCUGCAUCACAUCACACUGGGACGACAGCCAUGCUGUCAGCUGUCCCAAAUGUCAGACCGUCUUUGAGGGUCGUCCAGAGCUGUGUGAAAACACCUUUGCGAAGGAAAUGUCAGAGCAGAUCAGAGCGAGAAGGCAGAAUGGCGGGAUGUCAAUUUCAGGGAAAUUUAUAUAUUGCGAUGUGUGUGUGGGAACGCAAACAAAAGCCCUGAAGUCCUGCCUUGUAUGUCUGACCUCUUAUUGUGAGAGUCAUCUGGAGCCACACCUGAGAGUUGCCACCUUAAAGAUUCAUAAGCUGAUUGAACCUGUGGCCAUGCUGGAGAACCGGAUGUGUAAAAGGCACCAAAGGCUCCUGGAGCUGUUCUGCAGGAGUGACCAGAGGUGUGUGUGUGUUCUGUGCACUGAGACCGACCACCGCUGUCACGACACCGUCCCAGUGGAGCGAGAGAGUCAAGAGAAGAAGGCUCAGAUGAAAAGGAUCGAGGCUGAUGUGCAGCAGAUGAUCCUGGAGAGACUGCAGAAAGUGGAGGAGAUCAAACAGUCUGUGGAGCUCAGUAAAGAAAACUCAAAGAGGGACAUAGUGGAAAGCAUGGAGGUCUUCUCUGCUCUGGUUCAGUCCUUGGAGAGACGUCAGGCUGAGCUGGUCGAGGUGAUCCAGAGGAAGCAGGCAGCAGCAGAGCAGAGGGCGGAGAGACUCAUCACAGAGCUGGAGCUGGAAAUCACUGAGCUGGAGAGAAAGAGAACUGAGAUGGAGCAGCUUUCUCACACUGAGGACCACCUCCACCUGCUGCAGAGGUUUCCAGCUCUGAGUUCUCCUCGGUCUGCCAAAGCCUGCUCUGACAUCAUGGUCCACUCAGACACAUGUUUGAGGACUGUGAGGACAGCAGUGGCCAACAUUGAACAGCAGCUGCAAUCAGCUUUGAAAAAGCUUUCCAUUCAAGAGCAUGACAAGAUGCAAAAGUAUGCAGUCGAUGUUCAUCUGGACCCCAGGACAGCCAACCCUUGGCUGGUUCUGUCAGAGGAUGGGAGACAGAUCUGGGAUGGAGAUGUUGAACAGAACCUGGUGGACUUACCAGAGCGUUUCGACAUGGCACCAUGUGUCCUCGCUACCAGGGGUUUCACCACAGGGAGGCACUACUGGGAGGUUGACGUGGGAGACAAAACAGCCUGGGACUUGGGUGUGGCUCGACAGUCAGUCAACAGGAAGGGUGUGGUCACACUGUGUCCAGAGGACGGUUAUUGGACUGUUUGUUUGAGGAAGGGCAGUGAGUACCGGGCAUGUGCAACUCAGGCAGAGAUACUGUGUCUCCCUCAGAGGCCACAGGUUGUUGGGGUGUUUUUGGAUUAUGAGGACGGGACAGUGUCCUUCUAUGAUGCAGAGGCCAAGUCCCACAUCUAUUCUUUUACACAAACCCAGUUCACUGAGGCCAUUUUUCCUUUUUUUAACCCAGAUAUGUGUGACAACGCCAGCAACAAGUCACCACUUAUCAUCCGCCCUGUCAGUGGAGUCAAUGGAGGCGGGGAUUUAGAUGACAUCACAAUAUGAUGUGAAAUGUAUAUUCAGUGUCUGUUUUUAUGUUGUUGUUGUUGUAUUUUAUUUUUAAGAUCACAUAUUGUAGUUUUUUGUUUGUUUAUAAAAAGGCAGGUCAUAGUGCUAUAUAAAUACUAUGAAAGUAUCUUAACCGAUCAAUCCACAGAGAAAUGCACACAACCUGUAUUCAGAAACUCUCAACGAGCUGUCAGGACUUCUAUAAGGUUGUGAUGUCAUAACUUUACUCUAUAGAUGGACAGAUUAAGAGAAAAUUGUCCAAGACAUGUCUUGUCUCAGGAACACACUCUUGCAAGAUCUGGCAACACAGAUAGCAUUAACUUAACCAUUUUAAGCUAACGUAAACUCAGGUUCACAAGCAAAAGUUUUGUAAUGCUCAUGUUUUUUUAAUAUUAAACCAUAUAAACAUGUUUUAAUAGAAACCAAAAUACAAGUAUGAACCUUAAAUUGAGUCCAAUGUGCUCUCUCUAAACCACAUAAAACUGCUCUCUCUGUUGAUAUGAACACUUUUUUUUACACCAUUUGUAAAUCGAUAUGAAUCAGUUGUAAAUUCAUUCAAUUUGUGUUAUAUCCACAACAAUAACUACUUUCACACAUGACUCAUACAUAUCCUGUUUCUGACUCUGCCCCCUCCCUUAAUAAACUGUUGUCUCUGUUGUAUAUGCUUACUUACUUCUCCUCCUUUUUCUUAUCUUCCCUUUGCUCAUGCUCUCUUAAAAAGUAGCACAUUAAGCACAGAUCUUAGACCUGCCUCACUC